AUGGACGAACUGAGUCUCUACAUUCUAACCUCAAACUGUGCCCAAAACCUGAUCGAUGUCGACCUCGUCGCAGCCCACUUCUUCGAUGUCCUCCCCUCCUCGACGCCAGCUCCAGAGCUGAUCGUUCUUUCACUACAGGAGCUCGCUCCGAUCGCAUACUCCUUUCUUGGCGGCUCAUAUCUACUCCCAUACUUUAAUGCAUUUAUCAAGGCUGUCAAGCAAGCAACUGCUAAACAAUGGAACGAGUCUUAUGUCAACCUAGUCAAGGAUCACAUCGGCAUGACGGGGUUGAUGGUCUUUGCGCGCUCUGAUAUCGCGAACAGGAUAUCAUGGAUAGACACCGCGCAUGUCGGAGUUGGAUUACAGGAAAUGGGCAACAAGGGUGCAGUUGGAGCUCGGCUAGGAUAUGUUGUGGAAGGACGACAAUCUCAAGAGGUGGAUUUGACAUUCGUUGCAGCGCAUCUAGCGCCGAUGGAGAAUGGGCUGGCGCAAAGAAAUCUGGACUGGCAGAGUAUUGUCGAGAGAUUGGUUUUCUCGCAUGGACAGACCUUACCCCGGGAGGUGGAAGGAGACAACCGGAGUUCAGACGAGAGUACCUCGCUCCUGAAUGAGCAUGCCCACAGCUCGUCGCAUCAUGCCCAGGGCAGUCUAUACAACCUCUCCGCUCGUAAUUCCUAUCUCUUCCUAGCCGGUGACCUCAAUUACCGCACAUCCGACACAAGCCCACGGAAGGAAGAUAUCCUACGCUUCCCCAAGCGCAACGCCGAUCCCAGCAGUCCAUCCCAUUACUCCCACCUCCUCAAAGAAGACCAACUCAUGCGCGAGAUGCGCGCAGGCAGGGCCUUCCACGGCCUUUCCGAAGCCCCCAUCGACUUUCCCCCAACAUACAAGUUCUCUGAUGCCGCACAACAAGCUGCCCGACAAGCCCUGGAGAACGGGGACGAGGAUACAGAGUGGAAAUGGUCGACACACCGGUGGCCUAGCUGGUGCGACCGCAUCCUGUACCUGGACAAUACAGCAGCGUCAAGUGAUACUAGCGAGGCCGCAGCACGCCGGACGAUCAAACCCGUCGUGUACAAUGCGCUCCCGCUUUUUCCUCACUCGGAUCACCGCCCUGUCGCGCUGGCUGUGAGUGUGCCUUUGAGGCCUACUGCUGCCUCUGUAGAGGCGGAUCACAUGGUUGGCGAUGCGAACGGUACGAGCAAGCCGGAGGUUCUGGACCCGUUUGCAAUCGAUCCUACAUGGCGGUCUCGGCGGGAUGCGGCGCGGCGGAAGGAAAUUGUCGUCGGUGUGUUGGCGUACUUGGGGUUGACAUGGGAGGGUAAUGGAAUGGUGCUCGCGUCUGUGGUGGGAUUGUUAGGUGCAUGGGUGGUGCUGAGGUCGAUAUGGGGAGUGUAA
Penicillium daleae is the source of this 1398-nucleotide messenger RNA. RefSeq names its product putative inositol 5-phosphatase. The record is from RefSeq and is a predicted model, not a curated record. Gene Ontology annotation, biological process: phosphatidylinositol dephosphorylation. The transcript has a single exon. Lineage: Eukaryota; Fungi; Ascomycota; Eurotiomycetes; Eurotiales; Aspergillaceae. Bases 1 to 1398 code for a protein of 465 amino acids. Gene Ontology annotation, molecular function: phosphatidylinositol-4,5-bisphosphate 5-phosphatase activity.